Mus caroli (Ryukyu mouse) is the source of this 4785-nucleotide messenger RNA. Lineage: Eukaryota; Metazoa; Chordata; Mammalia; Rodentia; Muridae. The record is from RefSeq and is a predicted model, not a curated record.
UCCGGCAGGCGCAGGGUCUGCCUUGAACUACAGUUCCCAGAAGGCCACUGGAGAAGGGCUUCCCCCACUUUCCCGGGACCGCAAUUCCCGGAGACUUGGUUUCGCGGCUUUUCUCUCUGUGUUGAGUCUCUCUUGGACCCGGAUAGGUCUUGACCAUCCAGCAGACCCACAGCGACGACGUGCUCCGUCGUGUCCAGUCGCAGGGUGUACUCUUUGGCCGGGCUUUCUGUCUCUUUAGCUACUUUUGCCGGACAGGCCGUCGCGGCUGGCCUGAGCAGUGACCUGGCGGGCCGCGCCUGCGCCCUGCCGCGUUUCCUGCCUGGCUGGUGGUGGCGGCCAUUUUGUUCAUCCUCCUCCUCCUCCUGCUCCUCCUGGUUGGAGCGCAGUGUCCGGAGCGGGCUGGGGGGAGCGGACCCGAGAGCCGGGUUCAGUACCUUUUCCUCUGUCCCCAGCCGGCGCCCGGAGCCCCCCUCCCCUUCCUUCCCGCCCCCUCCCCUCCCCAGCCCUGCCCUCCCCCUUGUCCCGGGAUCACUCCGUCGCACCCACCAUGAUGGAAGACGACGGACAGCCCCGGACUCUAUACGUAGGUAACCUCUCCAGAGAUGUGACAGAAGUCCUUAUUCUUCAGUUAUUCAGUCAGAUCGGACCCUGUAAAAGCUGUAAAAUGAUAACAGAGCAUACAAGCAAUGACCCAUAUUGCUUUGUGGAAUUUUAUGAACACAGAGAUGCAGCUGCUGCAUUAGCUGCUAUGAAUGGGAGAAAAAUUUUGGGAAAGGAGGUCAAAGUAAACUGGGCAACAACACCAAGUAGCCAGAAAAAAGAUACUUCCAAUCACUUCCAUGUGUUUGUUGGGGAUUUGAGUCCAGAAAUUACAACAGAAGAUAUCAAGUCAGCAUUUGCCCCCUUUGGUAAAAUAUCAAUUGCUCAUAAGAAUGGACAGGAUCUUGAAGGCUAACUGCAAGGAACUGUGCACACUGGAACUCAGUUGUAGAUUUUUUUUCUCAUUUCUAUUUAUUCUUAUUAUACAUUAUUUAUAUAUACAUAUUUUAGUAUUUACAUUUUAACAUUCUAUAUUCAGUGGAGUUCUAUAUUUCCAAUCAUUUUAACUUACUCACUAAAAUUUCUGUGUAAAUUUGUUGUUUUCGUACUGGUGUGCUUAGCGUUGUUGUUAGUUUUUUAUUCUCCUUUCUUAAAUUUCUGAAAAUGUCAAUUUUUCAAAAUUUACAGCUGCCCAAACUCCAAAAUGAUGAUAGAGAAUUGACCAAGAAAAAUAAAGAAAUCUGUUAACAGGCCAUGGAUGCCCGGGUAGUUAAAGAUAUGGCAACUGGAAAGUCCAAAGGCUAUGGUUUUGUAUCUUUUUAUAACAAACUGGAUGCAGAGAAUGCAAUUGUGCAUAUGGGGGGUCAGUGGCUGGGAGGUCGACAAAUCAGAACCAAUUGGGCCACACGUAAACCACCUGCCCCUAAAAGUACACAAGAAACUAACACUAAGCAGUUGAGAUUUGAAGAUGUAGUAAACCAGUCAAGUCCAAAAAACUGCACUGUGUACUGUGGAGGGAUUGCUUCGGGGCUGACAGAUCAACUUAUGAGACAAACAUUUUCACCAUUUGGACAAAUUAUGGAAAUAAGAGUUUUUCCAGAGAAGGGCUAUUCGUUUGUCAGAUUUUCCACUCAUGAGAGUGCGGCCCACGCUAUUGUCUCUGUGAAUGGCACUACAAUCGAAGGACAUGUGGUGAAAUGCUAUUGGGGUAAAGAAUCUCCUGAUAUGACUAAAAACUUCCAACAGGUUGACUACAGUCAGUGGGGCCAGUGGAGCCAAGUGUAUGGAAACCCACAACAGUAUGGACAGUAUAUGGCAAAUGGGUGGCAAGUACCGCCCUAUGGAGUAUAUGGGCAGCCGUGGAACCAACAAGGAUUUGGAGUAGAUCAAUCACCUUCUGCUGCUUGGAUGGGUGGAUUUGGUGCUCAGCCUCCUCAAGGACAAGCCCCUCCCCCUGUAAUACCUCCUCCAAACCAAGCUGGGUAUGGAAUGGCAAGUUUCCCGACACAGUGAGCUGGGACUCUAAACACAAUUGUAAUUCACCACAGGCUGCAGUCUCCUGUCACACUCUGAAGACAUGAAAAGUAAACAUCGGAAAAUGAAAAUAUUUAUUUUAAAAAUUGAAAUGUUUGGAACCUUUAGCACAGCUUUGCUUGGUGAAGGACACAUGUCUUCUAGUUCUGCCUUUUUAAGUUUUUGUUCAUGAUGGAUAUGAACAUGAUUUUUCUUUGUGUACAAAAAACUAAAAUAAAGUCAAUAAAGACAAUUCUGACUAUAAAUUUUGAUAUAAUAGGAGAAAUGGGUAAUACACUUUGAUCCUUAGACACUAUUCCAUUUUUAUCUUGCUGUUCAGUAUUUUAACUCACUGUGUUUUUAAAAGAGCAAAAAAGGGAGUAUCGUGAAAAACUGAGAAUCACAUCAGUUCGUCCUGAAUCCUGAUACUCCCCUCCCGUCCCUGAGGCGGACCACAUAGAAGGCAGCAGGAGAAAGUGUGAUUUCAGAAGAAGUCCAUGAUGUGGGAGUCGCUCUGGAAGAAAUAACAUUAUUCUCUUAUGUUAAAGAAAAUGAAGCCAGACUGAAAGCGUGCAGCCUGAAUAAGGACCAGCAUUGUAGAAGGUUCUUGAACGAUUGUUGGUGGUCCAUAUUAAGACAUAUUUUUAAAACUUUAAAAGUGUUGGUUAUCAAAAAUGUAUAUUACAUUUCAUUUGGGAGAAAAUUCCAAGUAUGGUGUUUAUAUUAAAGUCAGACGGUCAUACUUGUGCUUUUACAUGGAGUUUAAAUGAUAAACAUUGUAAAUAUUGAAUAACUACAGUGUUUCAAAAGCAUGCUUCAACAUAGAAGUAGCAGCAAUGUAAUUAUUCGAGGUGACAAGUAACAUGCUCGCUGCCAGUGCAGUGCUCAGUAGCAGUGUUAACACUGACGUCUCCACGUCUUCACGGUUGGCCAUGUAAAAGGAGAAGGACACAAAUGACUACACAGAAGAAGCCUUAAUUUAAUUUCAUACAAAUCUUUGAUGCAUUAGUAUAUUCUAAAUUGUAAGUAGAAGUUAGAUUUGGGCUUUUUUUCCCUUUCUUCUUUUCUUUCAUUUCCUUUUGUUUUGUUUUAUUUUAUUUGGUACAUAAAUACCUUGAUUAAAACCCAGUGAAGUGAUUUCAGGGUUCCUAUAAGUUGUAUAGCACAAUUUUUUUUUAAGAAAUCUUGGGAUGUUUUUAAAAAUUAGUCUAUUUUGCCCAAGAAUUUUCUUAACAAGAUUGCUAAAACAUCUUACUUAGACAACCUGAUGUAUCAGUUAUAAUCUGAUAACCAAUUUGAGUCGUACACAAGUUGUGACUUUUUAUUUCUAAUUUGUUUUUUUUCCUUGGGAGUGUGUGGGUGACAGAUGUGAAUAGGCCUGAGUUGUAUGUGUGCAGUUGUAACUGAAUCUUUAGGAAGAUGCGGGAGUUCCAGGCAUGCUCCCCUGGCAUCUUUCAGUCUAUGUGGAUACAGUCUGCCUCAUAGUUCUAUACAAUGGGAAUGUGAAAUAGAUAAAAUCCUAUGUGUUUCAAUUGUGACAACUAGGAGGUGCAAAUGUUUUGAUAGUAUGUUAAACCUGUUGGCCUGUGUAUGCACAAGAGCAAAAAACCCUAACCUAACCUUUUUGAGGUAAGAUGGGUAAGAUGCACUAAGCCGUUGAAGUCUAAAGAUUAAGAUAAUGUGGUGGGGUUUUUUUAAUAUUGGUGACCACAAAGAUUCUGGAGUUUAUUCCCUCCUUCACACAGCCAAAUGUAUUCAGCAUAAAACUUUACAGGGUCUGAAGUUCUUUUUUGAGCCAAAAUCUUUAUGUACUUUAGUUGUUUUUUUGGGUUUUUUUUUUUUUUUUUUGGUUUUUAAACACAACUACCCUGAGUUAACACUCAUCAGGGACUAAAUGGACCCCUGGAGUUUUUUGAUUUGGGUUUUUUGUUUUGUUUUUGUUUUUGUUUUUUUGUCAUACCUUUGGGGAAUAUUUUUGGAAAAGUUAUAUUUUAUAAGAAGAAAGCAAGCUAUAUUCUGCCCUUGAGUUAAGAUUUUCAUUAAAUUUUGUGAAACUUCAACAACCUAAAGGCUUUUUAAGUUGAUAAAUUGAUAAAAGCUUACUAAAUUAAAAUUUCAGUUUCCCUUUUUUUCCUCUGCCAGUAAAUUAAGUGGCUUAUUGAGAUAACUAAUGGCUAAUUCUAGCUGUAGUCUUUUCUGUUUUAUAUCCUAUGAGUUAAUAAAACUAUCCAGACUAGUUACAUUGCCAUAGUAAGCAUGUGACUGACAUCUUUUGUCUUAAUUUGGAUGAGAAAAAAAUUUUUUUUGUAAGUCAGUCACAGUCAUUUCACAGCAAAUAGUUUUAAGAUAGAAAGGACAUGUGCAAAUGAGAUGCACCAUUUCAGGAAAUUAGAUGAUCAAGCUAACACAGGUCCAGGCUGUCUUACAAUGCAGAUUUGAGUUUGUGCCCUCCGUCCACUUUAAGCCUAAGAACUGUUGCCUUUUCUUUCCUGUGUUCGUCAAGAACAGCAGAGAGACUCUUUGGCAUGCAAGGAAAUGUCUCUUCAUAGUUUCUUGAGAUUUAUCUUGGUGUGUUUCUGCCUGCCAUCGUCUGUGCUUGAAUCCUUUUCUACUAGCAUUUCCUCGGUGCCAGUCCGUCUGAUCUUUAUGUUUGCCGCCAGUGAGAGGCCAACUAAAGCCAAAGCUGUAAACCACAGUUGAAGUAAGUCUUUCAAUAAAGACUAGUCUAUGUAA